AACGAUUCCGAACGUAGUAUCGGCGAUCAACAGGAGGACCAAGCAAUGGCUGAUGCAGGGUUUUUCAGAGGCACAAGUGCUGAUCAAGAUAAUCGUUUUGCAAACAAACAGAAAAAGUUAAUGAAGCAGAUGAAGUUUUCCGAUAUUUUAGAGAAGAGAGUGCUAAUGAGCAAGGUGAACUUGGACACAAUCAAGCCAUGGAUAACAAGAAAAAUUACAGAAAUUCUUGAUGUUGAAGACGAGGUUCUCAUUGGCUUCAUAUUUAAUCAGUUAGAAGAGGAGGUUCCAAACCCAAAAACUAUGCAGAUUAAUUUGACUGGGUUUUUAAAUGCAAAGAAUGCGAACAAGUUCAUGGAAGCCCUUUGGGAAUUGUUGCUGAGUGCACAGGAGAACAUCGCUGGUAUACCAGCUGCCUUCCUGGAACAAAAGAAAGAAGAGAUAAAAAAAAGACAGAUGGAACAAGAACAGAUUCAGGCAGGAUUAAAAAGACAGCAAGACAAGGAGAAAGAAAGGCAUAAAAAGUUAAAAGAAAAUGAUGAUGAGAAAAAAGAUGAUGAUGAUAAAGCAAAUGCAAAUGGUGAUGACGCAGAAUCUAAAUCACCACAAAACAGAAUAACCCCAAGACCAGCAAAGUGGGACUGGGAUCCACCAAAAAAAUAUGAUGAAGAGGGCGAUGGAAAAGAGAAGUCGAGAUCGCGCUCACCACCUUCUCCCAAGAAUGAGGCAAAGGGAAGUCCAUCUCCACCACCUGUUGGCCAGAUAAAAAGAAAAGCCAGAUCAGAUGCUGACAGUGAUGAUGACAACUCUAAACGGACAAGAAACAGAAGGCGCAAAAGCCCCAGCUCAAGUUCGUCAAGUUCCUCUCGUAGUUCCUCUAAAGGUCGUGAUAGGCGUAAACGUAGGACAAGAUCUAGAUCGCCUAGAAGAAGAUCAUCCAGGAGAUCUCGCAGCCCAAGACGACCUUCUCCUCGUCGUCGAAAGUCAUCUCCACGAUAUCGGACAAGAACACCACCAAGAAGACGAUCUCCCAGAAGGUCACCACGGAGACGUACACCACCAAGAAGAAGGUCGCCAAGAAGACGAUCUCCAUCUCCAAGGAGGCCAUCACCAAGGAGGCGCUCUCCCCAUAGGAGACCUUCACCAUUACGGAAGAGGAGCCCAUCUCCACGUAGACGAGCACCUUCUCCACGAAGGCGAUCAUCUCCACGUCGCAGGCCUGCUAGAAGCCCAUCUGAUAGUCCUUCGCCCGUAAGGAGGAAACGGUCACCACCAGUUAGAAAAAGUCGUAGAUCACCAUCAAAUUCAGACUCCUCAGCAUCUCGUUCCGACUCUUCAUCUAGUAGCUCUCGAUCGCCAACUCCAAAGCCGAAAAAGAAGUUUGUAGACAGGAAACCCUCAUCAAGCUCCUCUGAUUCUGAUGAUUCUAGCACUCCACAAACAGCAGGUGCAAAGAAUGAGCCAAAAGUGGAAAAACCUAAACCAGUGCUGGCAGAAAAGUCUCCAUCACCCCCUCCAGCUCAUUAUAAGCAGAAGUUAGAACAAGCAGCUUCCAAAACAAGUGAAACUGUAGCUGAAAAAGAAACAAAAAGUGAUAGUGACUCGGAUAGUUCAGUUGACAAAUCCAAGGUGCCAUCUCCUAAAAAGAGCAGAUUCCCACAGAGGAUUUACAGACGGCAUUCAUCAAGCAGCUCCUCAGAUAGUGAAGACGAGAAACCUGCAAAAAGCCGUAGAGCAAGGAAAUCGAAAUCAUCAAGUCGAUCUGCUUCACCACCUAGACGAAGGAGGAGCCCUCCUAGAAGGCGAGAAGAGCCUCAUUCAAGAAGUCCUAGAAGACGUAGGACACCAAGUCCAAGAAAGCGAUCUCCUUCACCAAGACGUAGGUAUUCCCCUGUGAGGACAAGGCGUUCUCCGGUUUACAGGUACAGAUCUCCACCUAGACGUCGAAGCCCGAUAAUACAGCGUUCUAGGCGCCCCAUGGAUUCAUACUUUAGACGGAGUCCAUCACCAGAUAGAAAUCGAAGACAUUCACCUGACAGGCGCAGAAGGAGUCCUUCACCUGACAGACGCAGGAGGAGUCCUUCACCUGACAGACGCAGAAGGAGUCCUUCACCUGACAGACGCAGGAGAAGUCCUUCUCCAGACCGGCGUCGCAGAAGUCCAUCACCGCAAAGAAGACAUGACCGAGAACGUCGUCAAGAAUCACCAGAAAGAUCCAGACGUACACAAAGUCCAAAAAGACAAUCAGGGUCUGGACGAAAGAGCAGCCCACACCAACACAAGACACAAUCUCCUAUGAAAAAAACAAAUAGGAGUCCAUCACCACCGCCAAGACAAAGGCAGUCAAGCAGCAGUCCAGAGCCUACACCUGUUGAAAAGAAACGUUCCCUCUCUGUUGAAAAAGCAAAAGUAUCAGACAAAAAAAGGAAGGCUAGUGAAAAGAGAGUUGAGAAAGUACCUGAAAAGAGGCAGAAAAUGUCAUCGCCAGAUGGAGAUUCUAGUAGUCCUGAUCAGAAUGAGAAUGAUUCAGAUGUAAACGAUUCUCAGCAAACACCAAUAAAAGUAAAGAAAAACAAGGCAGGCAGUGCUUCACCAAAGGCUGCAGUAGAAAAGAAGAAAGAUAAAAAGAAGCACAAGAAACAUAAGAAGCACAAAAAACACAAGAAGCAUAAAAAAUCCAAGAAAGCUCAAGUAGCUAAUGAAUCUGAAAGUGAGGUCGAUGAUUUGGAAAAUUUGGAAUUGAAACUAAGGGAGAAAGCCUUGCAGUCGAUGAAGCGAGCGAGGCAGCAAAAUGAUGAUUCAUCAUAAUUUUAAAAUUCUUAUAACAGUGAACUUUUCAUAUAGUGUUGGAAGAAAUAGACUUCCUUGUGAAUAAUGCAUUGAUAUCAUACUGUGUACUGUACAAUACUUUUUUUUUUUCAAAAUGUUUAGCUGGUACAGCAUAUCCUAGAGCUAUGUACACACUAUCAAUGUUUUGUUUUUUGUGCCCAUAUAGUCAUCAUGAUCAUAUUUAGGUCAAAUGUAAUUUGCAGCUCGACUGGGCUUCUGGGUACAUCUUACAAAAUGUUAAAGGACGCUAAACUUGCUUAUUAGUAGUGAUGUGUUUUGUUGAAUUAAAAUUGGGAAAAAAACAUUCAA
Molecule: messenger RNA, 3135 nt
Organism: Anneissia japonica
Lineage: Eukaryota; Metazoa; Echinodermata; Crinoidea; Comatulida; Comatulidae
Product: serine/arginine repetitive matrix protein 1-like
Exons: 13
Coding region: 46-2805 (919 amino acids)
Biological process (GO): regulation of mRNA splicing, via spliceosome; mRNA processing
Cellular component (GO): spliceosomal complex
Molecular function (GO): RNA binding
Source: RefSeq, a predicted model, not a curated record